Marchantia polymorpha subsp. ruderalis is the source of this 1545-nucleotide messenger RNA. The record is from the annotation of a GenBank genome assembly. NCBI's taxonomy places the organism in Eukaryota, Viridiplantae, Streptophyta, Marchantiopsida, Marchantiales, Marchantiaceae.
GACUUCCGUGUUGCGCAAUUUGUUCCUCGCCGAGCGGAUUGAGGGCACAGCUGACUGCAAUUUCAGCAGCGAGGUGAUUUGGGACUGUGUACACCACGUUGGCCUUUGGAAUCAUCGUGGUGUCGUGGAGACACCAGACCUGCUUUCAGCUGUGAAGCCUUUCUGAUAAUAAGUCUGGUUCGAAAGGUCGACAGGUCGAAAGGUCCUGUCCUCUCUCCUCCACUCCGCUCCGCCCCUCGCAUCUCUCUCGUCGCUUUUCUGGCAGCAGAGAAAACGAAGAUGCUUGAUUAUUCAUCUCUCCUUUCGCCCAUACUCCAGCUGAAAGUUCUCCUCCAAUGCUACCCCGUUGAUCUCUCGAAUGGUACAUUAGGCUCCCUGCCAUCUUUCCCUCCGGAACCUUCCACAGUGACCGAUUGGGUCAGCUCUGAAUAUUCAGUUCUGUAAGCACCGAACAGUCUGAGAAUCAAUCACAAUCAGCGAAAAGAGAAAGAGCAUGGAGUGAAUGGGCAAAUGGUUGUGAUCCAAACCGGGUCGCAUGAGAAAGCAAUAAAGUGUCACAACCGCAUGAACAAGGUUGCAAUAAUGUGGCCAAAUCAGAAGUGACGCCGAAGUGCGGGGACCGGGUUACCCGAGGUUCCGGUCGUCCAACGAGUCGGGCACCUCUGGGAUCGAAUAUGCCCGCGAACAUUCGCCCCAUCAUGCUUUACAAGACACCGGAAUAAAGAGCUAGACUGUCCAAGGCCGUACGUACACCCGCGACCCGAAAUCCGACGAGAAAAAACGUCCGGUGAGUACGAAGUUCCCAUUUGCGUCACUCUGCGCUUACCGAAGGAAGGAAGGAAGAACGAGAGGGCGAGCCGGUCCUUGACAUAUCCGGAGGUAGAAGACGAAUUCCAUCCAUCGAUUUCCGGUGGCCCAGAAGUAAAGAGCGAUGCAAUGCAAUCCCAUCCCAUCGAUGGCGAUGAUGUCCAUCGUGUGCACACUCUGGUGAGCUUUUGGGAUUCAUGGCCGCAGAGCGCGAACCCUCCUCGACUUGUGUCGCCUUGAGGGUCGUGUACAUGUCCACAGACAGAACAGAGCUAUCCAGCGUCACCACUCUCCACGACCACAUUCUCGUCUUGCGCCGCAAAUCUAGACCUCCGCAAAAGAAAUUCGCGGAGUGUGAAUCUCUAUUCUCCGGCAGCCUCGAUCGGCGUCGAGCUGCGGGCGGCGUGAGGGAGGAGGAGGUGUGCUCGGCUCGUCUCACUCGGUCGAUGGCUCUGGAUGAGGACGAUCUCACGGACCUCAAGGUUGAGCUGUUCCUUGCUGGUAUUUGUGGAAGAGUGAGUGCGGUUUCGGGACUCUGGUCGAUGAGAACGAGCAGAGUGGGUGCACAUCUCUCAUGUGUUUAAUUCGAGAAUCUCGACGCACCCACUCCAUGCGUCGUCCUUCCCUCCAGACCUUCGAGCAUCUGAUGCCGAUUCCUGGUAAGCUUUUGAGGAUUUGUAUUGUGUCCAGACAUGGACUCAGAAACUCAGAUCCAACGAGCGGAAAAUAUCCAAAACC